AUUGAUCAUUUGAUGGGAUGAAAUUAAUAGUUUAUUAUGUGCACAUCGCACUUGCUAAUUCUGAAAAUUACUUUCCACAGCCUAAAGUAAUUUAUAAUGUUAUUAUUGUUUACCUGGUAGAAUGUAACUAUGCAAAAGGCAAGUGGAUAGGAGAUGAGAAGCGGCCACUCUACUCCGGUUAUGAGUGCAAGCGAUGGCUGCCAAAAAAAUACAAUUGCGACGCGAUGGGUCGGACAGAUUUAUCGUUCGAGGGCUACAGGUGGCAGCCAUAUGGUUGUAAGAUGCCGGAGUUUUCAGGGCCGAACUUUUUGAAUAGGAUGAGACACAAAACUCUAGCUUUUGUGGGUGAUUCGCUUGGUAGACAGCAGUUUCUGUCUAUGAUGUGCAUUGCUACAGGCGGUAAACGCCCUAAGGUUGAAAAGGUUGGGCGGAAAUAUGGUCUUGCCAAAGUUCCACAUGCUCCAAAAGGUCACACCUUGGCUUAUCGAUUUCCAGGAACUAACACCACUGUUCUUUUCUAUUGGUCUGCUAGUCUAUGUGAAUUGGAGCCAUUGACGAACACGACAAGUUUGUCGACAAGCUACGCACUGCAUCUUGAUCGUCCAGCAAGAUUCUUGAAGAAGUAUCUCCAUAGUUUUGAUACCCUUGUUCUCAACACUGGCCAUCACUGGAACAAAGUGAAAUUCAGCCAAAAUAACUGGGAGUUGUAUGCUGAUGGCAAGCCUCUAGUAAAAGGUACGCUGCCGGAAGACCUCAGCCCAUUCAGGAACCUUAAGCUGCACAACAUCGUAAGAUGGCUGGAUUCAGAACUCAUACAUCGUCCUCAUAUGAAAGUUUUCCUGAGAACAAAGUCACCAAGCCAUUUCCUACAUGGCGACUGGAACACUGGGGGUAGCUGUAAUAGUACCACCCCGUUGUCUAGUGGAAGCGAGGUCUUCGGGGACCAUUCAGGUGACCUACCUGCGGAGCAUGCAGUAACUGGAACUCGGGUUAAGCUUUUGGAUAUUACUUCUAUCUCACAACUACGAAGCGAAGCCCAUGUCGCAGAUCAUACUUUGAACUCACAAAGUGUCAAAUACGAUUGCUCGCACUGGUGCCUACCUGGUAUCCCAGACACGUGGAAUGAAAUCCUCUUUGCACAGAUUUAGGUUCUCAGCCACCGUUUACCAUGCCUAGGCCUGUGUAUGCCACGGUUUUUUACAAGUGUGUUGCUCCCAUGUCAUAGACACAAUAUUUUGUCAUUUUUUUCACACUUGUGGCUUCGGUUUAAUUUUCCACACUUCUAUGACAAGCCUCAGUGCCUAAGCUUUGUUGCCGUAAAA
Molecule: messenger RNA, 1322 nt
Organism: Lolium rigidum
Lineage: Eukaryota; Viridiplantae; Streptophyta; Magnoliopsida; Poales; Poaceae
Product: protein trichome birefringence-like 14
Exons: 2
Coding region: 18-1148 (376 amino acids)
Cellular component (GO): Golgi apparatus
Molecular function (GO): O-acetyltransferase activity
Source: RefSeq, a predicted model, not a curated record